Molecule: messenger RNA, 1278 nt
Organism: Trichoderma harzianum CBS 226.95
Lineage: Eukaryota; Fungi; Ascomycota; Sordariomycetes; Hypocreales; Hypocreaceae
Exons: 2
Coding region: 1-1278 (425 amino acids)
Source: RefSeq, a predicted model, not a curated record
AUGGCCGUCGUCGACGCUGCGCCCUCGACGCCUUCUCCUCCCUCUUCCAUCCGAACACCACCCGCUCCACGCCUGGGAUACCACGACAGCUGGGAGCCCUAUUCACCGCGCAAAUCAGCAAGAAUAUCUGCACAGCGCACAUCUGCUAGAACGCCUUCGCCGCCACCUGCUACACGUCCAGCACUCGCCUCGCCGCGCACCGCAGCCAAAUCCAGCGCACAAAGCACAGCAGCCAUGGCCUCACCAGUUGCCUCGCCGCGCAAGAAGCGCCAAUCUGCUGCCGACUCGGUUCGUCGCGUAACGGCCUCUCUCGCAGCCGAAGCUUCUGCCGCCUCUGGAUCCAAGGACAAAUCCGUUGCCGGCCGAUCUGCCGCUGCUUCUUCUCUCAUGCUUCCUACGCCUUCCAAGACACCCCAGAAGCCCCCGAGUUCAAAGGCUACCGCCCACAUCCAGACCUUUGCCCGCAAUUUAUUCCCAGUUGCCGAGGAGACUGAGUUGUCAAGCCCGCGUAAGAGGCGAUCUAAGAAGUAUUCAGGCAUGACGCUCGAAAGUUUCCGGGCAGAGGUUGCCGAGGAGGACAUUGAGAUUUUCACCGACUCGCAAGAUCGCAUCCCCAAGAAGGAUGAAAGCAAGUCAAACCCCUUUGUGGGCAAUGCCCCCGCUGCAGAACCCUCCAAACGCCGCACUAAGCGCAAGGUCCAUGUUCCUGGCGAAGGCUCCCAGUCGGUUGACGAAGCAUCUCGCCGCGAAGACGGCAUGAUUUACGUAUUCCGUGGCAAGAAGUUCUUCCGCAAGUUUUCAGAAUUUGAUGAUGAGGAAGAAUUCGAGGAACUGGAUUCAGAUGUUGAGACUCACUUCUCGAAACCGCUCACACGAUCUUCCAUCAAGCCCAGACUUCUUUUCCCCACCAAGGCCCCUGCUCCAAAGACCAAGGAUAUGCUCGAAGAAGAAGAAGCCGCCACUGAUGUCGAGGAGGCCGUCGAAGCGGAGAAGCCCGAGGCCAAGGUUGAAACAGUUGAGACGCCUGCCAAAGCCAAGGAAGAGAGGGCACAGACACCGGAUGCCCCCAAAUAUGCACCUGCAUCGCCACCAGAAACCAGGCGGACCACUCGAUCCACCAACAAGCUAUCUGCAGACUCAGCUCCGAUCAAGCGCACCGGCAAGAAGAGUCCGUUCGACUCGUGGAUUCGGACCAAGGAGCACACAAACAGAUCGGGCACAAAGCGAGCUGCUGCAGAGCCGCUACCCGCAGCCCCCGCCAAGAGAACUCGAUCCUAG